ACGGCGCAGGCACCGGCCCGGGGAGCUGCACCAUGAGCGGAUCACAGAACAAUGACAAAAGACAAUUUCUGCUGGAGCGACUGCUGGAUGCAGUGAAACAGUGCCAGAUCCGCUUUGGAGGGAGAAAGGAGAUCGCCUCAGAUUCUGACAGCAGGGUAACCUGUCUGUGUGCCCAGUUCGAAGCUGUCCUGCAGCAUGGCUUGAAGAGGAGUCGAGGGUUAGCGCUCACCGCGGCAGCGAUCAAACAGGCGGCAGGCUUCCCCAGCAAAACUGAAACAGAGCCCGUGUUCUGGUACUACGUGAAGGAGGUGCUCAGCAAGCACGAGCUGCAGCGCUUCUACUCCCUGCGCCACAUCUCCUCCGACGUGGGCCGAGGCCGCGCCUGGCUGCGCUGUGCCCUCAACGAACACUCCCUGGAGCGCUACCUGCACAUGCUCCUGGCCGACCGCUGCAGGCUCAGCGCUUUUUAUGAAGACUGGUCUUUCGUGAUGGAUGAAGAAAGGUCUAGCAUGCUUCCUACCAUGGCAGCUGGUCUGAACUCCAUCCUCUUCGCAAUUAACAUUGACAACAAGGAUUUAAAUGGGCAGAGUAAGUUUGCCCCCACCGUCUCGGACCUCUUGAAGGAGUCAACGCAGAACGUGACCUCCUUGCUGAAGGAAUCCACGCAAGGAGUGAGCAGCCUUUUCAGGGAGAUCACAGCCUCCUCUGCAGUCUCCAUCCUCAUCAAACCCGAACAGGAGACCGACCCCCUGCCCGUCGUGUCCAAGAACGUCAGUGCCGAUGCCAAAUGUAAAAAGGAGCGGAAGAAGAAGAAGAAGGUGACCAACAUCAUUUCAUUUGAUGAUGAGGAAGAUGAGCAGAACUCUGGGGAUGUUUUUAAAAAGGUACCUGGAGCAGGCGAGAGCUCGGAGGAGAACUCUGACCGCUCCUCUGUCAAUAUCAUGUCGGCCUUCGAGAGCCCCUUCGGGCCAAAUUCCAACGGAAGUCAGAGCAGUAACUCAUGGAAAAUCGAUUCUCUGUCUUUGAACGGGGAGUGUGGGUACCAGAAGCUCGAUGUGAAAAGCAUCGACGAUGAAGAUGUGGAUGAAAACGAAGAUGACGUGUAUGGGAACUCGUCGGGGAGGAAGCGCGUGGGCCAUUCAGAGUCGCCUGAGAAGCCGCUGGACGGGAACACCUGCCUCUCCCAGAUGCACGGCUGGGCUCCGCUGCAUGUGCUGCAUGGUGACGCUGACAUCCUCUUCCCCGUCAGUGGAGUGGGCUCCUACAGCCCAGCAGAUGCUGCCCUCGGAAGCCUGGAGAACGGGACGGGACCAGAGGACCACGCUCUUCCGGAGUCCGGGCUUCGGUACAGCGUGGAAGCAAGUUCUCCAGGCCAAGGAAGUCCCCUGAGCAGCCUGUUACCUUCUGCCUCGGUGCCAGAGUCGAUGACAAUUAAUGAACUGCGACAAGCCAUCGUGGCCAUGAUGAAUAGGAAGGAUGAGAUGGAAGAAGAGAACAGAUCACUGCGGAACCUGCUGGACGGUGAGAUGGAGCACUCGGCCGCGCUCCGGCAAGAGGUCGACACCUUGAAAAAGAAGGUGGCCGAGCAGGAGGAGCGGCACGGCACGAAGGUCCAGGCGUUGGCAAGAGAAAACGAGGUGCUCAAAGUCCAGCUGAAGAAAUACGUAGGAGCUGUCCAGAUGCUGAAAAGAGAAGGUCAAACAGCUGAAGUUGUGCCAAAUCUUUGGAGUGUUGAUGGAGAAGUUACAGUAACCGAACAGAAGCCAGGAGAAGUUGCCGAAGAGCUAGCCAGCUCCUACGAAAGGAAGCUCAUCGAGGUGGCGGAGAUGCACGGCGAGCUGAUCGAGUUCAACGAGCGCCUGCACAGGGCCCUGGUGGCCAAGGAGGCCCUCGUGUCCCAGAUGAGGCAGGAGCUCAUCGAUCUCCGGGGGCCGGUGCCUGGAGAUUUGAGUCAAACAUCUGAAGACCAGAGUUUGUCGGAUUUUGAAAUAUCAAACCGGGCGCUCAUCAACGUCUGGAUCCCCUCGGUGUUUCUCCGGGGCAAAGCGGCGAAUGCAUUCCACGUGUAUCAGGUCUACAUCCGGAUCAAAGAUGAUGAAUGGAACGUCUAUCGGCGGUAUACGGAGUUCAGGAGUUUGCACCACAAGUUACAAAACAAGUACCCUCAAGUGAGGGCCUACAACUUCCCACCCAAGAAGGCCAUCGGAAACAAGGAUGCCAAGUUCGUAGAGGAACGAAGAAAGCAGCUCCAGAAUUACCUGCGCAGUAUCAUGAACAAAGUCAUCCAGAUGGUCCCCGAGUUCGCUGCCAACCCCAAGAAAGAGACUCUGAUCCAGCUGAUGCCCUUCUUUGUUGACCUUACCCCUCCCGGAGAGCCACUGAACAAGAACAGCCGGCCCAAAGCAGCUUCCCGCUUCCCCAAGCUGUCCCGAGGGCAACCCAGGGAGACUCGCAACGUGGAGCCCCAGAGCGGUGACCUCUGACCUCGAUGGAACCCCAGACGCGGGCCCUUCAUGUGGCGCCAGCUGCUUCCACCCCUCCAUGGUGUCUGGCCCCUCCCACCUCAGAAUGACGACCACGCCCAGUGAACCCCAGAGAGCACACCUGUCACACGACACCCCAAUUAAACUGAGUCCCAGAGCUGCCGUGCUUCCUGUCCUCAGAGCAAG
Molecule: messenger RNA, 2669 nt
Organism: Propithecus coquereli (Coquerel's sifaka)
Lineage: Eukaryota; Metazoa; Chordata; Mammalia; Primates; Indriidae
Gene: SNX29
Product: sorting nexin 29
Exons: 21
Coding region: 33-2483 (816 amino acids)
Molecular function (GO): phosphatidylinositol binding
Source: RefSeq, a predicted model, not a curated record